AUGUGGUGGCGUGGCAAGUUACGUGGGAAAAGGAUCGGCAAUGAGCGGUGGCGUGGCAAGGAAUGGGUGAGGCAGUGGCUGAGACCUAGAGUGCCCCAACUAGACGCUGGCGUGAGAGUCGUGUCGGCAAAGAGCGGUGGCGCGUAUCGCGGCUUCUGCCGAACGCAGCGGCACGGGGCUUUGUCAGCGACUAAGUCCCUCAUCGCCUUCCUUCCUGCCUCUUCGUCUCUCAUGUCGUCCCUUAUCUCUGUCCUGAAGGCGAAACUCGCCGACUACAUGCUCUCCCUCCCGGACGGCGCUGCCGAGUAUGAGGAUUACGAGGUCUGGGGGCAAGGGUUCGCCAAACGGGUGGCUGUUUUCGACCGUUCGGCGCGUGGGCAAGACGUGCCUGUUAUGAUCACGUUCUGUCGGGCCUUAACGGCGGUUGAGGCGUACACCAAGGUACAGAUAUUAACCUUGGUCAUCCACUCCCAACGGAUCACCUUAUCGUUGGUCGAGUAUCACGGGCCUAUUGUAUUAGCGGGCAUGGAACGCCGCCUUAUAAAUUACUCACACGCAGGGCAUGAACCUCCUAGUCUCUCCUGGCCGGAAGGAGACCAACGGAGAAGCACAAGAGUAGUCGUUAUUGAGAGAGACGACUUAGAGAAUACCUACAGAUACAUAUUCGGUAUUCUCACGCCCUACUUCCCAAAGUAG
Messenger RNA from Heterobasidion irregulare TC 32-1, 696 nucleotides. RefSeq lists its product as uncharacterized. The coding region runs from base 1 to 696 and encodes 231 amino acids. The transcript is spliced from 5 exons. Lineage: Eukaryota; Fungi; Basidiomycota; Agaricomycetes; Russulales; Bondarzewiaceae. The record is from RefSeq and is a predicted model, not a curated record.